AUGAGCAAUCCCGGCGACUACGACGCCGUCCGCCAGGACAUUGUCACGCUUCUGCACCAGCCCGAGUACGACGACGGAAGCGCAGGCCCGAUCCUCGUCCGUCUGGCCUGGCACUCGGCGGGAACAUAUGACGCCGAGACGGACACGGGCGGCAGCAACGGCGCGGGGAUGCGUUGGGAAGCGGAAGGCGGCGACCCUGCCAACGCGGGCCUGCAGCACGCGCGUGUCUUCCUGGAGCCGCUCAAGGCCAAGCACAGCUGGAUUACGUACUCGGACCUGUGGACGCUGGCUGGGACCGUGGCCGUCAAGCACAUGGGCGGGCCCGAGGUCUCGUGGCUGCCUGGGCGCACCGACUUUGUCGACGACAGCAAGCUCCCACCGCGGGGACGGCUGCCCGACGGCGCGCUCGGCGCUGACCACCUGCGCCACAUCUUCCACCGCAUGGGCUUCUCGGACCAGGAGAUCGUGGCGCUGUCCGGCGCACAUAAUCUGGGGCGCUGCCAUGCGGACCGCUCGGGCUUCGAGGGCGCCUGGGUCAAUAACCCUACCCGCUUCAGCAACCAGUACUACAAGCUGCUGCUGACGCUGGAGUGGAAGCCCAAGACGCUGCCAUCGGGCAUACGCCAAUUCGCCUACGUCGACGAGGACACGGAGACGGAGCUCAUGAUGUUGCCCACGGAUAUGGCGCUCAUCUCGGAUCCGGCGUUUCGCCCUUGGGUCGAGAAGUACGCCAAGGAUCGCGAUGCCUUCUUUGCGGAUUUUGCAAAGGUCUUCGCAAAGCUCAUCGAGCUGGGCAUCGAGCGCGACGCGAGUGGCAAGAUCCUGAACACGGAUAACACCAAGGGCGGCUAUGUCAGUGCGCCGAAGAAGAGCUCGAAGCCUGGCGCCCCGGCUAAGAGCAAUGAGGAGGCGGAGCCGCUCAGAAAGGAGAACGCAAAGUACAGAGCGCGGUUGUAA
Messenger RNA from Aplosporella prunicola CBS 121167, 957 nucleotides. Its product is annotated as class II peroxidase. The transcript has 2 exons. The record is from RefSeq and is a predicted model, not a curated record. Bases 1 to 957 code for a protein of 318 amino acids. Gene Ontology annotation, molecular function: peroxidase activity; heme binding. Lineage: Eukaryota; Fungi; Ascomycota; Dothideomycetes; Botryosphaeriales; Aplosporellaceae. Gene Ontology annotation, biological process: hydrogen peroxide catabolic process; response to reactive oxygen species; cellular response to oxidative stress.